This is a messenger RNA of Selaginella moellendorffii, 1655 nucleotides long. Its product is annotated as F-box protein FBW2. Lineage: Eukaryota; Viridiplantae; Streptophyta; Lycopodiopsida; Selaginellales; Selaginellaceae. The record is from RefSeq and is a predicted model, not a curated record. Bases 14 to 1003 code for a protein of 329 amino acids. The transcript is spliced from 2 exons.
UCGUGUCGUGGCGAUGGCGAUGGCGAUGGCAAUGCCAAUGGAGGUGGAGAUGGAGAUGGAGCGCGGCAGCGCUGAAAUUUGCAGCGGCGGCUCCUCCUCGGCGCUGCUAGCACCGAGCGUCAGCGAUGGGGGCGUCGCGGCGCAGUGGUCGGAGAUGCUGCCGGAAGCCCUGGCCAGGAUUUUCGCUGUUCUUCCGCUCGAGGAGCGAAUGCGGAGCGUCCCGGUGGUUUGCAAGGCGUGGCGCAAGGCGGCGAUGGAUCCGACGUGCUGGAGGGUUGUGGAUUUGCACGAAUGGAGCCGGCUCAUGCCCUGGGAGGUAAUCCACAGGAUGGUCCAGCUCGUUGUGGAGCGCAGCGGAGGCGGCCUCGAGGAGCUCUCGGUCUGUCGGCUCGCCAACGACGAGCCAGUGGAUUACAUCGCCAAGAGGGGUCAUGGGUUGAAAGUUCUUCGCAUACCAUUCUGCCAAGUCACGGACGGCUGCAUUGCCAACAUCGCCCCCAGCUUGAGCAGGAUAACUCACUUGGACAUCAGCGGCUGCACAGCGAUCUCCAAGACGGCGCUCGCGCAGAUCGGCCGCUCCUGCAAGUCGCUCGCGCGCCUCGACCGCAACAUGUCCUUUUUCUUCCAGACCAACAACUUGGUGGCCGAGGAGUAUGACGACGAGGCGCUGGCCAUCGCCGCACACAUGCCGCUGCUGAGACACCUCGAGCUCUGCUACGGAUCGCUCACGAACUCGGGGCUGGCCGCGAUACUGGACAAGUGCAAGAGCCUGGACUUUCUCGAUCUGAGGGGCUGCAUGAACUUGACGAUCGACGGGGCCAUGGCCGAGCGGUGCCGGAAGAUCAGAGUCAUCUACAACAUCAAGUUCAAUGACCAGUUCCAGAUGCUCGACCUGUACGACGACAUGUCCGACGUGCACUACUCGGACGAUGGCUGGGAUAUCGAGGAAUGGUACUCGAGCUCGGAUGAGAUUGACGAUGUUCUUCCCUGCGAGAUGUGGUGAGCGACGGGGGGAGAGCGAGUGCGGCAGAAGCAGCGCUCGCAACGAGGCUCUCCAGGCUUUAAACUCGUCUAUCAGGGAGGACACACAGGACAGGAAAAACACACAUAGCUAUAAGCUAUCUUACAGGAGGACUCAGGGUUCAGGGAGGAGGGGAAAGGACUUCCUCCUUGGUUGUAGAGUUUUUAUUUUCUUCUUUCUUCUGCUAGGUGCUGCUGCUGCUACCGCCGCCGCUGCUCAGCUCGAAGUUAUGGCUCCCUCUCUGUGCGGUAUCUCCUUGGAGCGGUAUCCAAUUCAGGUACCCGAUUCAAAGCUCUUGAGAAAUUCGCAGGUUGUCAAGCAGGAUUGAUUGACACGGGGGGAAAGUAUAGCUAGAGAGGAAAGAAACUCUCAAGAACAGUGCCUCUCGCAGUUUGGAGGAGAUAGAUGAUCAUAUCAGGGAAAGCCAAAUCCGGCUUUGGCGGAAGAAUCGAAGAUGGAGUAAAGACAGACAAAAGAGUCCACAGGAAGAAGAAAAUUCAAUCCAAUCAAAUCAAACCAAGUCCCUGGCCGUAAAGGAAAAGCCCAUUCUUUUUUUCUUUCUUUUUUCUUUCUUUUUUGUCUUUCUCACACACCCUGUUGUAAUAUGAAAUAGCUUACCUCUUGUUUUUUUUUU